UCAUUUACAUGUAACAAUACACAAUAUGUCAUACACUUAAUACAGUUGUUGUUUCUUGAACUUGUACUUCUUAUUUGUCAAUUGUUGCUGACAAAAACAAGAACAAGGGCCAAUAAAGCAGCAUCUUCCCUCAUACUCUGUAACUCUCUCUUCUUUCUUCUUCCCUUCAAUUUAAUCCCUCCGUUUCAUUUUUCUUACAUCUCACAUUCACAAUUCAUAACUUUUUAGUUUUUACACACACGAAUAUAAUCCAAAUUUGUUCAAUCUGUUAAUACAUACUAAUAAAACCCAGCUCGUAAGUUAAGAUCUGAAUUCAAUUCAUCUGACGGGUCACUUGGUGGGGAAGAGCAAAUAGAAGAUUUGGAAAUUUUGAUGUGGAAGUGUGAAUGCUUCUUUUUGCUGCUUGGAGGGUAAAACUUGUUUCUCGCAGCAAAAGAUAAAGGCAAAUGGCUCCUGCAAGCAAAGCUGAUAAGAAGGCUGCAGGUGAUGUGGCUGCAUGGAUGUUCAAUGUGGUCACUUCAGUUGGAAUCAUUAUUGUCAACAAGGCUUUAAUGGCUAACUAUGGCUUUUUCUUUGCAACAACAUUAACCGGGAUGCAUUUUGCCACAACAACCUUGAUGACUAUUGUUCUUAGAUGGCUCGGAUACAUCCAAACGUCUCAUUUACCCCUUCCAGAUCUUCUAAAAUUUGUACUGUUUGCAAACUUCUCUAUUGUUGGGAUGAACAUCAGUUUAAUGUGGAACUCGGUGGGAUUCUACCAGAUUGCAAAGUUGAGUAUGAUCCCUGUGUCCUGCUUACUAGAAGUUGCCUUUGACAAGAUCCGUUAUUCAAGGGACACAAAGCUGAGUAUUGUUGUGGUACUCCUAGGUGUUGCUGUGUGCACAGUUACUGACGUGAGUGUUAAUACCAAAGGCUUCAUUGCUGCCUUUGUAGCUGUAUGGAGCACUGCACUGCAACAGUAUUAUGUUCAUUACCUUCAAAGGAAAUACUCCCUUAGUUCUUUCAAUCUGCUGGGACAUACUGCACCAGUUCAGGCUGGAAGUUUGCUGAUAUUAGGCCCGUUUGUGGAUUAUUGGUUGACGAACAAGAGGAUUGAUCACUUUGCCUUCAACUUUCCAUCUCUUGUGUUCAUAAUUCUUUCAUGCACUAUAGCUGUGGGCACCAAUCUCAGUCAGUUCAUAUGCAUUGGCAGAUUUACUGCCGUUUCAUUCCAAGUUAUCGGCCAUAUGAAAACGAUCCUUGUUUUGAUACUGGGAUUUUUGUUUUUCGGGAAAGAAGGUCUAAACAUACAAGUUGUAGUUGGCAUGAUUAUAGCAGUUUUUGGAAUGAUCUGGUAUGGCAAUGCCUCGUCUAAACCUGGUGGCAAAGAGCGUCGUAGCCAUUCAGUUAAGCAUGGAUCAGAUUCUUCACAACUUGAUGAUAAGGUGUAAGAUUCUCUAGCAUUGGAGCUGAAACAGAAGAAAUAGCAAAUACCAGAUUUUUUUAGCCAGCUGACUCUAGAUACACCUCCCGAAAUCGAUCAAAUUAGAUUCUUCUUAAUGUUAUAAAUCUUCUUUUUACUACUACUAUAAUAUAACAUGAGGCAGAAGGGAUUGAGACUUGAGUAUGGAGCGUGGUUUCUGUCA
Messenger RNA from Nicotiana attenuata, 1625 nucleotides. Its product is annotated as UDP-galactose transporter 2-like. The record is from RefSeq and is a predicted model, not a curated record. The coding region runs from base 447 to 1430 and encodes 327 amino acids. Gene Ontology annotation, molecular function: UDP-galactose transmembrane transporter activity; antiporter activity. Gene Ontology annotation, cellular component: Golgi apparatus. Lineage: Eukaryota; Viridiplantae; Streptophyta; Magnoliopsida; Solanales; Solanaceae. The transcript is spliced from 6 exons.